Messenger RNA from Eublepharis macularius, 1925 nucleotides. It is a transcript of the gene CFAP157, whose product is annotated as cilia and flagella associated protein 157. Gene Ontology annotation, molecular function: microtubule binding. Gene Ontology annotation, cellular component: cilium; ciliary basal body. The coding region runs from base 62 to 1723 and encodes 553 amino acids. Gene Ontology annotation, biological process: sperm axoneme assembly. The transcript has 9 exons. Lineage: Eukaryota; Metazoa; Chordata; Lepidosauria; Squamata; Eublepharidae. The record is from RefSeq and is a predicted model, not a curated record.
UCUUCUCUUUCCCUUCCCCAUCCCAAUUUCUUGACUUCUGACUAGGCCUGCAGCAGCCACAAUGGCUCCAAAAAAGAAACCCGGGCGCAAGAAAGAGGAAGCCCCGAAAGAGCCAGAGAUAGACGAUGAUAUUGUGCCUGAGCACAGCCGAGAGUUUUACUUGAUUCAGAUCCGGGAUUUGGAAGGAAGACUGGCCAAAUACCAGAAAAAAUGGGACGAGAUGCAAGUGAGCGAAGACCUCUUCCGGAAGGAGUAUGAUAAGAUCGUCAGGGACAACAAGGAGAUUGUGGCCUUUCUGAAGAAGACGCUGAACCAGCGCGUCGAUGAGAUUGCAGAGCUGACUGUGCAACUCCAGAACUUGCAAAUUGCCAAAGACACGGAGAAGGAUGCCUUUGAGGCCCAGCUGGUCCAACUGAGGCAUGAGUUCCAAGAGACUAAAGACCAGCUCACAUUGGAGAACAUGACGCUAAGUGGCAAGCUGGCUUCUCUGGAGGAGUUCAGAGUCCAAAAGGAUGAGAUCAUGGGCAAAUUUGCUGAUCUGGAGGAUCAACUGAAGAAACAGGAGGCAGAUCACAAAGAGUAUGUCUACAAUCUGGAGAAGAAAGCUGUGCUGGACAAGGAAAGGCUGAAGAAGGAGAUGUUGCACCGUGUGAAUGUGGUUGCGUCUGAGUUCCGGAAGGUUUCCGACAGCCAGAUGGCGGAGACCACCAAGCGUGCCAUCCGCGAGAAUGCCAUCAUCAGCCUCCAGCUAACGAAGAUCACCGAUCAAAGCCUGCAGCUCAUACAAGAAAACGAUCGGCUCAAGGCAACCUGCGCAGAACUGACGAAGCAGCUAAGUUUGCUGGAGCAGACUCAGAAGACGAUGGCCAAGAACAGCCGCAGCAAAGAGAAGCUGAUCACGAUGCUCACCAACAAAUGCAAGGAGCUGCAGGCACAGGCAGACACCUGUGCACGUCAGCAGAAGGCCCUGACUAAACUGCAGGAGGCCAAGGAGGCCCUGGAGAAGCAGCUCGUGAAGCUUAAAGCAGAAAUGAAGAUACAGAAAGAGAAGAUGGAGCGAAACCUGAUUGACCAGCAAAAUCAGGUCAAACGUCUUCAAGAAGAGCAGCAGCGCUGUAAGACGAUGGAAUUCGUGCUCAGGCAUGCUGCCCAGGGCCUCAAGGAGAUUCUGCGGGAACGCCCAGCUGAGGAGUACGAUCCGUUUGACGUAACGUUCCAGUUGUGGCGCAAUGACAUGCUGCAAGGCCUCCUCAAACUUCUGGACAAAGGCGCCACACACAUUGAGGAGCAAGAGGCACUCCACCCUUUCCUAGCGGACACCAAGGAGGUGAAGUCGAAUGUUGCAGUGGAUGGCAGCCACCAAGAGAGCUUCACGCACCUGAAGCCCUCCCGCCUGAUGUCGCAUUGCCAGCUUAGCAAGAGGUCUAAGCCCUGGUCUGUCCACAGCAUGCCCUCCUUCAGCACGCUUUCCCAGGACGCCUAUCUGGACCCUCUCCACCCUUGUGCCAGUGCCUUGGAGUCUCUGAUAUCAUGGAAGCAAGAAGAGGAAAUAAGAGAGAGAGAGGAGGUAAUAAAGGAGGAAUACAGUCUGCCAGAGAUCAUCACUGAGAGUGCCUCAGAGAAAAUACUCAGUGUGCUCGGAAAGGACGGAGAUGAUGAAUUCUUAACUAGUACCGAGUCCACCUCUCUCCAAGAGGCAGUGGCAGACAGCGUUGGCACAUGAGAGGUUUUUUUUCUUAGAUUUGAAUGGCCUAUGUAAAAAACUGCUCUAGAAAAUGAUUAAAGAGCUACCACACCAUUUAAGUAAAAAAGGGGAAGACAGCCACAGUCAAACUUGAGCCUCCAGUCAAUACUUAGUUCCUAGACCAGCUGCAUUCGUGAAAUAUGAGAAUGGGAGCCCUUGAGUGGUACAGGCCUCUGAGGUC